AUGGAGCCGAAAUGGUGGCGGCAGCUUGAAAAAAACGUUCAGGAGAAAGUGGCGGACGUGAAUUCGCCAGCGGUGCAGCGUUUUAUUCGUGAGUCGUUCAAAAGGAACAAAUUUACGAGUGCUCUGAUGCUUUUCGCACUCCUCACACCGUCAGCGUUUCUUCUCUCCUUCUACUCCUCCAAGUUUGCCUCCGUUUGGGAGAAUUGGCGCGACCCGUACGAACUGCCGCCGGGCUUCGACCCAAAAACCGGACAAUUUGUUUUGGAUGAUGCACCGAAGAGGCGCGCAGAGCUGCCGCAGGCCCUGGUUUUGAAGACUGUGCCCGGCAAAUGA
Trypanosoma cruzi is the source of this 333-nucleotide messenger RNA. RefSeq lists its product as uncharacterized. NCBI's taxonomy places the organism in Eukaryota, Euglenozoa, Kinetoplastea, Trypanosomatida, Trypanosomatidae. The record is from RefSeq and is a predicted model, not a curated record. Bases 1 to 333 code for a protein of 110 amino acids. The transcript has a single exon.